ACCCAGCAAAAUGGGGAUCUCCAUGGUCAUCCUUGAAAUAUGUCUUUUAUUGGGUCAAGUUCUAUUUACAGAUGUGGCCUUGAGGCUGGUGAACGGAGGGGGCCGGUGUCAGGGCCGAGUGGAGGUCCUGUACCGGGGCUCGUGGGGCACCGUGUGUGACGACGACUGGGACACCCAUGACGCCAACGUGGUGUGCAGGCAGCUGGGCUGUGGCCGGGCCACGUCCGCCCCAGAAAGUGCCCGCUUUGGUCAGGGCUCAGGGCCUAUUGUCCUGGACGACGUGGGCUGCUCGGGACACGAGUCCUACCUGUGGAGCUGCCCCCACAACGGCUGGCUCUCGCACAACUGUGGCCACGGGGAAGACGCCAGCGUCAUCUGCUCAGGGGGCCGAGAGGGGGAAGACAGGGCUUUCCACUGUGUCGAUGCGGGUUUGCCUCUGAGGCUGAUGAAUGGAGGUGACUGCUGUCAGGGCCGGGGAGGCCACUGGGGCACCGUGUGUGACGAUAGCUGGAACACCCAGGACGCAGAUGUCAUCUGUCAGCAGCUCGGCUGUGGCCAUUCAGUGCUGUCCCUGGGUGGGGCCUGCUUUGGUCAGGGCUCAGGGAACAUUCUUUUUGGUGCAGUGUACUGCUCUGGAUGGGAGCCCUACCUCAACUGCCCUCACAGCAGGUGGUACCACCAUGAAUGUGGCCACAGGGAAGACUCCGGAGUCCUGUGUUCAGACAAUGUCCCUGAGAUUGGGAAGGAAUCAACCUGCAGAGGCAUCGCCAAGAAACUCCAAGCUGGAGAAUUCACAAGAGAAAUGCUCUGCAAUUCUCUAGGGAUGGAACCGGGUUUGGCCCUGAGGCUGGUGAACGGAGAGGGCCGGUGUCAGGGCCGGGUGGAGGUCCUGUACCGGGGCUCGUGGGGCACCGUGUGUGACGACGACUGGGACACCAAUGAUGCCAACUUGGUGUGCAGGCAGCUCGACUGUGGCCCAGCUCUGUCAGCGCCAGGAAGUGCCCGCUUUGGUCAGGGCUCAGGGCCUAUUGUCCUGGACGACGUGGGCUGCUCUGGAAACGAGUCCUACCUGUGGAGCUGCCCCCACAACGGCUGGCUCUCGCACAACUGCGGCCACGGGGAAGACGCCAGCGUCAUCUGCUCAGGAAGCCACCACUGGAGUCAGCCUGACCCAGACACGCUGUGUCCAGUGUCUUCCCCAAUGUCCAGCGAUGGCAGCCUUUCUGAUGUGGCCUUGAGGCUGGUGAAUGGAGAGGGCCGGUGUCAGGGCCGGGUGGAGGUCCUGUACCGGGGCUCGUGGGGCACCGUGUGUGACGACGACUGGGACACCAAUGAUGCCAACGUGGUGUGCAGGCAGCUGGGCUGUGGCCCAGCUCUGUCAGCGCCAGGAAGUGCCCGCUUUGGUCAGGGCUCAGGGCCUAUUGUCCUGGACAAUGUGGGCUGCUCUGGUCACGAGUCCUACCUGUGGAGCUGUCCCCACAACGGCUGGCUCUCGCACAACUGCAGCCACGGGGAAGACGCCAGCGUCAUCUGCUCAGAUUCCCUAUCAGAUCUUCUCACAACACCUGGUAACUACUCUGAAAAGAAUAUGUUGUAUUUUGUUUAUAAUUUAUUUUUCAUUCUACACAGGACCGAACCGAGUUUGGCCGUGCGGCUGGUGAACGGAGAUGACCGGUGUCAGGGCCGGGUGGAGGUCCUGUACCGAGGCUCGUGGGGCACCGUGUGUGACGACGCCUGGGGCACCAACGAUGCCGACGUGGUGUGCAGGCAGCUGGGCUGUGGCCGGGCCACGUCGGCCCCAGGGGGAGAAGACAGGGCUUUCCACUGUGUCGCUGCGGGUUUGCCUUUGAGGCUGGUGAAUGGAGGUGACCGUUGUCAGGGCCAGAUGGAGGUCCUGUACCAAGGCUACUGGGGCACCGUGUGUGACGACAGCUGGGACACCCAGGACACAGACGUCAUCUGGUGGCAGCUGGGCUGUGGCCAUUAAGUGUCAGCCCUGGGUGGGGCCCACUUUGGUCAGGGCUCUGGGAAUACUCUCUUGGGUGCAGUGUACUGCUCUGGAUGGGAGCCCUGCCUCCAUUGCCCCCACAGAAGGUGGUACCACCAUGAAUGUGGCCACAGGGAAGACGGCAGACUCCUGUGUUCAGGGACCAAAUCGGGUUUAGCUUUGUGGCUGGUGAACGGAGGUGACUGGUGUCAGGGCCGGGGUGAGGUCAUGUACCAGGGUUCCUGGGGCACGGUGGGUGAUGACAACUGGGACAUCAAUGACGUGAACAUGGCUAGACAGCUCAACUGUGGCCCAGCUCUGUCUGCACCAGGAAAUGCCCAUGUGGCCUUGAGGCUGGUGAACGGAGUGGACCGGUGUCAGGGCCGGGUGGAGGUCCUGUACCGGGGCUCGUGGGGCACCGUGUGUGACGACGGCUGGGACACCAAUGAUGCCAACGUGGUGUGCAGGCAGCUCGACUGUGGCCCAGCUCUGUCAACGCCAGGAAGUGCCCGCUUUGGUCAGGGCUCAGGGCCUAUUGUCUUGGACAAUGUGGGCUGCUCUGGAAACGAGUCCUACCUGUGGAGCUGUCCCCACAACGGCUGGCUCUCGCACAACUGCGGCCACGGGGAAGAUGCCAGCGUCAUCUGCUCAGACUGGGGCACCAUGUGUGAUGACAGCUGGGACGCAGACGUCAUCUUGUGGCAGCUGGGCUGUGGCCAUUCAGCGUUGGCCCUUGGCAGGGCCCGCUUUGGUCAGGGCUCAGGGAACAUUCUCUUGGGCCCAGUGUACUGCCCUGGGUGGAAGGCCUACCUGUCAACUGCCCUCACAGCAGGUGGUUCCACCAUGAAUGUGGCCACAGGGAAGACACCAGCUUCCUGUGUUCAG
Ceratotherium simum simum (southern white rhinoceros) is the source of this 2872-nucleotide messenger RNA. NCBI's taxonomy places the organism in Eukaryota, Metazoa, Chordata, Mammalia, Perissodactyla, Rhinocerotidae. The record is from RefSeq and is a predicted model, not a curated record.